Molecule: messenger RNA, 2465 nt
Organism: Anguilla anguilla (European eel)
Lineage: Eukaryota; Metazoa; Chordata; Actinopteri; Anguilliformes; Anguillidae
Product: RNA-binding protein Raly-like
Exons: 9
Coding region: 589-1389 (266 amino acids)
Cellular component (GO): nucleus
Molecular function (GO): RNA binding
Source: RefSeq, a predicted model, not a curated record
UGCGCCAUCUGCAGCGUGCGUCUGACACGGAGUGGUAUAGGGAACGCGUGCAGUCUUAAACAGAGCCAAUCAAACAGGUGUAUACAGAGCUUUCUAUCCCAUCUCCAACAGGUUUCUUUGCACAAGGCUACUUUAAUAACGUAACAAAAUGACGUGUUCAGAAAUCUAAAUAUUGCACUGUUGCCAACGGACCGUUGAUAGCGUGGAUAAGACUGCAAAUGUAUCAAAUAAUUCCAAUAAAAGAAUUGCUUGUCGUUAAUUAAAAAUUUUUUUUAAAAAAGCAUCGUGCGGGGGAAAACCAAACAGCAUCAUCUGUACCUGAAGAACGUAGCAUAGCAACGCACAACGUUAUAAUUUUUCUCGUGGAUGGGGUUUUCCCCCGUGCUGUAGCGGAGUGGUUUGCCCCACGCUUGCAGCGGGUCUUCACGCCGCGCAGUACCGACAGCUGUUGAAGAGUGAGAGUCUUGGCAGCUCCGCGAUCUCACGGCUCUCAACAGUCCAAGUCUCCCCAAUAAGAUUUCUUGGUUGUGUUUAAAAAAAACCAAACCAGACCCAGCCAGAUUUUUUUUUUUAAAUCCACGGAACAAGAUGUCCCUGAAAGUCCAGACCAGCAACGUGACUAACAAGAACGACCCCAAGUCCAUCAACUCGCGCGUGUUCAUCGGCAACCUGAACACGGCGGUGGUGAAGAAGCCGGACGUGGAGGCCAUCUUCUCUCAGUACGGGCAGGUCCUGGGCUGCUCCAUCCACAAGGGCUACGCCUUCGUCCAGUACGCCAGCGAGAGGCACGCACGGGGGGCCGUGCUCGCUGAGAACGGGCGCGUCCUGGCGGGGCAGACCCUGGACAUCAACAUGGCAGGAGAGCCCAAACCACAGAGACCAGUGGGGGUGAAGAGACCAGGGGCAGCUCUGUACAGUGGCUACGACUCCUUCAGGGAUAAUUUCUACGACAGACUUUUUGACUAUCGCAGUCGGGCGUCGCAGAUCCCGCGGCCGGUGCCUCUGAAGCGCCCUCGUGUGGCCAUUCCGGUCAUGCGCAGGGUGAAGUCGCUGCCCGUGAAACUGGUUUCUCGAUCCCCCGUCACGGGAAGCCGCUCUGUCCGAAGCAAGCUGAAGACCAGCGAGCUGCAGGCUAUCAGAGCUGAACUGGCUCAGAUCAAGUCCAACAUCGACGCCCUGCUGGGCCACCUGGAGCUCAUCACAGAGAGCAGCGCAGAGCUCCACCGGGCAGGUGAGGGUAAUGGCGAGGUGUCUGCGGACGAAUCGGCUGCGGACACAGAGUCACGUCAUACAGACGAGGAAGAGGAGGGUGACGAAGACACACAGGACGAGUGUGAAGAGUUCACGGAAUGCGAUCGCUUAAAAGGAACAGACUCCAUCCUUCAAUAAAGAUGCAUCUUGAAGCUGCCCCUGCACGUGUUUUUUUUUUUUUUUAACCCCACCAUCAGGAGGCAGGGCAGAGCAGGGUGGGGUUUGUAAGUAUGGAAACUCUUUCAGUUCUACAGGCAUCGGGGCCAACAGGAAGGAAGCACUGAAGGUAGCGGUGUGACGUUAACUCACAUUAAUGAAGAAGACUGUUGAGGAGCCGCUGGGGGUUCAGGGCGAGCCUCAACACCACAGCUGCACGGAUGGACAUGCUAGCCUAGCGCCCAGCCUCCUCACGACCCCAGUCCCUCUCAAUGAUGCCAAGCUUGUUUAUUUAUUUGUUUUGUUCUUGGAAUUUUUUUAAAUCCACAUUUUUUUAAACAAAAUGAGAAGGGGGAGGGGUGGAUGGGGGGAUUGGUCACACACCAAAAUAUAAACUGUGCAUAAAGUGAUAAGGAUGGCAGGCUGGAUUCUAUUGAUAAGGUGGCUGAACUCCCAGCAUCCUUUGUGUUUUCCUUCUCUUUUUUAUAUUUUUUAUCUUUCUAAAUGAAAUUAGAGCACAGUUCUGCAUUUGCGCAUUCCUAAAUAUAAUCACAGAUGUACUUUCUAAAAAAAAAAUGUGUGGCCUGAUGAACGCCUGUAAGAGUCCACAUAAACAUGAGUCAUUCAGUCUGUGUUCCUCUGUUUUCUAAAAAUCUGUUGUGCUUUUACAUCUCUAUGGAUGGAACUUUCUCUCUGAUGUAUUUCCAGAUGAAAACUUGCUUUUAAUGGCGUGUUUUCUGCUGGUUUAUAUAUUUGAUAUUUCUUAGACAUACUCAUGACAUAAUCAAUCAUAAUUGGAUCCUUUGAGAGUUAUGUUUUUUCACUCCAUCUCCAUUCACCUCAAGCAAUUAUUUCAGAUUUAAUCCAACAUUAAUAUUAUUAAUGUUAUUCUGACAUUAUACCUGCACAGAGAUGAGCCUCAUUCCAUAUGCAUGUCUGAAAAUUUAACAAAAUGUCUGCCAGUGAUUAUCAGUGCAGAAGAUAAUGACCAUCACAGAGCCCCCUGUGUUCACCACAGGGCUGAUCAGAGCAGCAGCAGUCCCCACAGGGCGUACACA